Molecule: messenger RNA, 1041 nt
Organism: Sphenostylis stenocarpa
Lineage: Eukaryota; Viridiplantae; Streptophyta; Magnoliopsida; Fabales; Fabaceae
Source: the annotation of a GenBank genome assembly
AUGGAUCUCCCAGUCAUAGAUCUCUCUCCCUGUCUCUCCGGCGAGUGGGACCCACACCUCUGCGCUGAGGUCAGCCGCACCCUCAGGGAGACCGGCGCGCUGCUCGUGAAGGACCCUCGCUGCACUGUCCAAGACAACGAUCGCUUCAUUGAUAUGAUGGAACGCUACUUCUCCCAGCCCCACCACUUUAAACUCCUCCACGAGAGACCCCACUUGCAUUACCAGGUUGGGGUUACACCAGAGAGAGUUGAAGUUCCAAGAAGCUUGGUUGAUGAAGAAAUGCAAAAGAACCUGAAAGCAAUGCCUAAAGAAAACCAGCCUCACACCCCUAUUGGGCCUGAUCUCAAAUGGCGAUACUUUUGGAGGAUCGGUCCUCGACCAUCAAAUACCCGUUUUCAGGAACUGAAUGCCGAGCCAGUAAUACCCGAAGGUUUCCCUGAAUGGAAAGAAACUAUGGAUUCCUGGGGAUAUAAAAUGAUAGCAGCAAUUGAAGUCGUUGCUGAAAUGGCAGCUAUUGGAUUUGGUCUUCCAAAGGAUGCAUUUACUUCUCUUAUGAAGCUGGGCCCACAUCUGUUAGCGCCAACCGGGAGUGACCUUCAAAAAUAUGGGCAGGAGGGAACUGUUUUUGCAGGAUAUCACUAUGACCUUAACUUCCUAACCAUUCAUGGUAGAAGUAGAUUUCCUGGUUUAAACAUAUGGUUAAGAAAUGGACAAAAAGUUGAAGUGAAGGUUCCAAUCGGAUGUCUUCUUAUUCAGACUGGAAAACAGAUAGAGUGGUUAACUGGAGGGGAUUGCAUAGCUGGCAUGCAUGAGGUUGUUGCCACAAAGAGGACAAUUGAUGCCAUUAAUUUAGCACAAGAGCAAAAUCGUAGCUUAUGGAGAGUCUCUUCAACUUUGUUUGCCCACAUAGCAUCAGAUGCAGUUCUGAAGCCAUUGGGACAUUUUGCAGAGUUGCCACUUGCAGGCAAAUUUCCACCUAUGUGUGCAGGAGAGUAUGUUGAACAAGAGCUUGCAGUAAUCAAUCUCAAGGGAAAGAAAUGA